UUUCUCUACUGCUGUUUGUAUUUCAAGCUUUAAUAAGUGUCAAAAAUAAAACAAACACUUGUGUUGGAGGAGGGAGAGCCACAGCUGUUAGUGUAGUAAAGUAUAGUUGAGUUAAACUGCAGCGGUUUAGCAGGGGAACAGAUUGAAGCGGCGUCUACCUGAACGUCAAACUCUCCAAAUCCAAUCAGAUUGCUGGUCUGGAGGCCGAGCAGGAAGAGAAAUACAAAAAAACAAAAACAAAAGACAGACGGCGAGAUUUACAGCUGAGAAGACAGAGAUCAGACUGAGCAGGAAAAACAAAUGACUGCUGCUUCAGGAACUCUGAACACAGUCAACUCUACAGUUUGAGUAUGAAGAGGCAGAGAGGAUGCGGUUUCCAGUUUUCUGUGCGUUCCUCAAGAUGUUGCUCACUCAAAGUUAAAUAAUGAAAACAUGAGCGGUUCUGUUAACAACCACCAAGUAACAGAAAAGUAUCAAUCGUAGUAUCGAUACGCCUCCACCGACCAGUCCUGCUGCAGUUAAUAAGACUGUGAAUUCUUGAAUUGUGGCCGUAAAUGUGUUUGGUGCUGUCACGGUGACCUUUGGCCUUUUGACCACCUGCAUGUAAUCAGUUCAUCUUUGAGUCCAACUGAAUAUUUGUAUUAAAUUUGUAUUAAAAUUCCCUCGAGGCCUUACUGAGAUAUCGUGCUCAAAGUAAAGGGACGGCUGCCCGUUAAUUGAAUUUUGCCGGCACGAGUGAGAAACAGCUUCCCAUAAACACAGCUCAGUCUCAGAAGAUUUACAAUGACCCAACAAAUGGAGGAUUUGGGAGAAAUCCGAGUGUGAAAACUGUGGAUGGUUCUGUCAGCGAGCCGUGCAGAGUUUAAAGCAGCAGUGUUGGAUCCAGGUGAAGGUGAUGGCUCCCUCUCUGCUGCUCUCACUGAACCUGAGCAGGAAGCACAGCCUUCUCCCUCUCCUCUCCUACUGAUGAAGCCCAUGAUGGAGCUGCGACACAGGGCAGAGGUUUAUGGUCAAAUCUCACACUCACCACUGCGUCUGCUGCAGGAGAACCAGAGUGGCACUCACCCGUUGUUCCAGAUGGAGAGGAGGUGUCGUUUAAUCCUUCAAUCCUCAGCCUGUCUUCCACACUUACUAACCAUCAUUAUCACUUUCUUCUUGUUCUUUCAGGCCAAAGAGCUGCAGACUCUUCACAACCUCCGCAAACUCUUCGUUCUGGACCUCACCACACGGGUUAAGAAGAGUGCAGAGAUGGACUGUGAGGAAGGGCUUGGCAACAUCGCCCAGAAACAGAAGAUCUCAUUCCUGGAGAAUAACUUGGAGCAGCUCACAAAAGUCCACAAGCAGGGUCCGAGUUGCAACAUGGCCCGAGUUUCAUACCUACCCCACAAUCAACCUUCCCUGGGCAGUACCGGGUGGGUGCUGGGUCCAAAAACAACAGAAAUUUUGGAGGAAAAAUUUUAUUCUUAA
Molecule: messenger RNA, 1467 nt
Organism: Lates calcarifer (barramundi perch)
Lineage: Eukaryota; Metazoa; Chordata; Actinopteri; Centropomidae
Exons: 4
Coding region: 835-1467 (210 amino acids)
Source: RefSeq, a predicted model, not a curated record